Molecule: messenger RNA, 2520 nt
Organism: Microstroma glucosiphilum
Lineage: Eukaryota; Fungi; Basidiomycota; Exobasidiomycetes; Microstromatales; Microstromataceae
Exons: 6
Coding region: 65-2464 (799 amino acids)
Source: RefSeq, a predicted model, not a curated record
UACGGUCAUGUCGAACCUCCCACUCUUGUGGGCACCCGACGCCCACUCGGGCCUACCCAGCUUCAUGACCUCCAUCGUAUUCCAAUACACCCUCCUUAAUGCCCUCGUCAUCCUCUGUGUCCUCCGAGCAUCAAAGACCGCUCGCACUUCUCUCACAUUUGCGUGGAAUUGCUUCUUGAAGCCGAUUGGGAAGGUGGCUAAUCAGAGUGAGAGGUUGGAUAGGUUCUACCAGCAUCAGGCUAGUGUGUACGACGCGACGCGCAAUGGACUGCUACGGGGGCGAAAGACCAUGCUCAAGCUCUGUGCUGCUCAGCUUCGAGAAAUGAAGGCAAAGCAUCCCGGAAAGCCUUUGGUCUGGGUAGACAUUGGGGGAGGUACUGGCUGGAAUAUCGAGCAAAUGGCAGAGUACUUUCCACUCGAGGAGCUAUCGCAGAUCUAUCUCAUCGAUCUUUGCGAGCCUCUCCUCGAAGUGGCUCGGCAAAGGUUCCGCUCAAGAGGCUGGAAGAAUGUGCAGGUCCUUUGCCAGGAUGCCGCUGGUUUUACCUUGCCUGGGUUGCCUGAAGACCACAAGGUCGAUCUCUUCACAUGCAGCUACUCUAUUUCGAUGAUCCCGCCCUUCUAUGCCGUGCUGGACCGCAUCAAUGACAUGCUGGACCCUGAUACCGGCAUCUUUGGAGUGGCUGACUUUUACGUAUCGGGCAAGACCAGUCCAGGACCUCAGACCGCCUUGGUCGGAGGUGACGUACGCAGGGAAUGCGGCUGGUUCAGUCGCUGGUUCUGGCGGACUUGGUUCUCCUUAGACCACGUAGAGCUACAUCCUGCUCGACGAGACUACCUAGAGUACAAAUUCGGUACAAUCAAGUGCUACAAUGGGCGAAACCGAUUCAUCAUCCCUUUCAUCGUUCGCAUCCCCUUCUACGUGUGGAUCGGGUGCUCUCGCAGCCGAGACACAACCAAGGCCGUUCACGCUUACGAGAUUGAGGCGGGCAACCGGGUCAUUUGCCCUCCUUCAUUCCCGGAGCUAUCCUUUGCUCAUAUGCUCGCUCAGAAGCAAGAGGAAGAGGGGACGGCGAAGUCUACAGCCCUACAGCGUCGGUAUUCCCAGGCCACCGAGAGUAGCACCUCCAGCUCAGUCCGACGUCGGGGCUCGGACGAGGAGGGAGAAUCUGAUGUCAGCCUCGACGAUGCUGUUCGACUGGAUCUAGGUCCUAAGCUGCCGCUAAGCUCGUUCCACUAUCAAUCCCACACCUGGCGCUUGCCAUUCGUCGACAACAAAUUCAGUGAGAUGUUCAGGACUUGGAUCUACGGCUUCACGUGGGAGGACCCCUAUGUCGACAUUGAGCACAUGAACCUCAAGUCCACCGAUUCCGUGCUCUGCAUCACCUCUGCUGGAGACAAUGCUCUUCACUACGCCAUUGCUGCAAAGCCUCACCGAAUCCACUGUGUCGACAUGAACCCUUGCCAAGGUCAUCUCCUCGAGCUGAAGCUAGCUUCCAUCGCUGCGCUGACGUACGAUGAGUUCUGGGGUCUGUUUGGACACGGCAAGUGCAACAACUUUGCAGAGCUACUCGACAGCAAGAUCUCACCUCACCUGUCUAGCCACGCCUACCAGUUCUGGCGUCUCAACACGCACUGCUGGGACCGCAACUUCUACUUCAGGGGCUACUCUGGCCAUGCCCUUCGCUUGGCCAAGACUCUAUUCCAAUUGGCAGGCGUCAAUAAGUGGGCACAACGCAUGUGUGAAGCUCCAACUCUCGAGCAGCAACAGUCCAUUUGGGCCAAGCAUCUACGUAAGAUCUUGAUCAACAAGACCUUCAUCAACCUCGUUCUAUCUAACCCUGCGUUCCUGUGGAACGCCCUCGGGGUUCCUAUCAACCAGUACAAUUGCUUCCGUAACGAAGGCGUCACUGCUGGACAAUUUGCCGCCGACACUCUCGAUCCCGUGGUCAAACACACCCUGCUCAAAGACGACAACUACCACUACCACCUCUGUCUCACCGGCCGAUACACACACGAGUCUUGUCCACUGUACCUCAAGCGAGACGCCUUCGAGUCGCUCAAAGAGAAAGCAGCGCAGACACUGAAUGCCUUCAGGCUCCACACCGACUCCAUCGUGCACGUCCUGCGCGGUCUAGGCGACGGGUCCCUCACUCACGCAAUCCUGAUGGACCACAUGGACUGGUUCGACCCCAUUGCUCCUCAAGUCCCCGCCCCCUCCCUCAAGGCCUCCAGGGACGAUGCCAACACGUCCAUCUCUGACCUGGACCGCGAAAUUCGUGAGCUCAGCAGGGUCAUUGCUCCCGGAGGAGCCGUCUUCUGGAGGAGCGCUGCCAAGGAGCCUUGGUACAGGCAGAGGUUUGAAAAGAUGGGAUUCAGGGUACAGCCUAUCCAUAUCAGGAAAGAUGGCAAGGCGAUUGAUCGGGUAAAUAUGUAUGCCUCCUUUUACAAGGCGGUCAAGAUGUGAAGCGAGGGGCGGAAGAAAGGAUCAAAAGACGCGUGUCACGCACUACGACUGCUGAG